CGUGCGCGGUGCCGCCGCGGGCCCGGCGGGCAGGGAGCGGAGCGGCCAUGGCGGCGGCGCCGGGGCAGCAGCUGUGCCCGCACUGCCGCAGGCCCUUCAAGCGGCUCCGCUCACACCUCCCGCACUGCAAGGCCGCGCCGGGCUCCGCUCCCGCCAGCGCCUCGGGCCCAAGCUCAGGCCUAGGCCCCGGGCCGGCCGCCGGACCCCCGGAACCCGGGAGGUCGGCCCGGGCAGGCAGCAGGGGAGGGGCCGGUAAGAGCAGCAAGCAGCCCCGCAGCCCCGGUGUGCGGCAGGGGCUGCCCGGCGCGACCCCCCGGGAGGGCCCGGCCCCGCAGGGUGGGGUGUUCACAGAGCAGAACGUGGAGCCCUCGGUACAGGAUGUGGCCAGGUCCCUCGAUUUACGCCCCGAAGAGGUCAGAGAUGUACCCAAAAAGCUGAGUGACGGAGUGAAAAUAGUGAUAGAGAAACACCGCGCCAGGGUGGUCAGGGAGAAGAGCGGUUCCAGGAGCAGGGGCGCCGCGGCCGGGAGCCCCAGCACAGCCCCGGGGCCGGUGGGAGGGCCGGAUCCCGGCAGCGCUGCCGCCCACGCUGACACAGCCCAGCCCGACCCACGGGAGGGAAUCACCGUGCCAGAGGCCGCAAACACGGAGACACGUGGCCGUGGAGCUGCUGAGAGCACGUCUGCGAGUUCAAAGGGAGGAAGAGGCAGUAGGUUAAAGGCAACAAAAAUACCUGUACUUCAGGGUCCCCCUGAUGCUGAGUGCAGAAAUAGCCCCAGUGACCUUGUUCAGCAGGAGGGAAUAGACAAAACUGUGACGGAGGAGAAGCAGAUGUACCGAGAGGUUGGUGUGGGAUAUAAAACCCCUCUGUGCGCCUUGCAGACCAAGAGCCUCCAUCCGUCAGUGACAGAGGGUUUCGGAGGUCACAAUGAAGGGACAUCCAAAAAUUACCUAACGAGCACGCAGGCGCUUCGAGAGAGCGAGGAGCAGAUGGCUGGAGUUUCCGAGCCCAUCCUGAACGCGAGGAGGGAUACGGAGCUGGCGCUGCACCAGUUCCUGCUCCACACCUCCAAAAGCCAACCCAUCUGUCUGUCCCCAGCCCCUGCCCGGGGCUUGGAGUGGUUUCCAGACUUAUAUCCUACUUAUCAUGGGCUGAGUAUUUUUCCAGGGAAUCAUUCCCAAGAAAACCUGGGGAGCACAGUGAAGAUGAAGGGCAGUUUCUCAGAGGAACAGCAAGGUCCCCUCGCGGAGCGGCGGCUGCUGGACGUGCGGCUGGGCGAGCUGCCCGCCUGGCUGGCCACCCGCCAGCUUUCUGCACAGGGGCUGCUCGGAGGAGCGCAGGAAGCCUGGAGCAGCUAUUACAACAAAUACAUCAACGUGAAGAGGGGCGGCCCAGCUGGGAUCUCCAUGCUGCUGGCAGGAUACUGCCUUCUCAGCUACAGCUGGAGCUACCAGCGCCUCAAACGUCAUCGCUGGCGUAAAUACCACUGAAGAAGCUGGAACUGCACCCAAGGAACAGUCACACAUCUCAGACUGGGAGGCAGCAGGAGUGCUCAGGACCAGAGUCCCAGCAGAGUUCCAACCAGCAGCGGUUCAUUUACUGUUGGAGCCGGGUUAAUUGUGGACGGGGCUGCUGUGCGGUGACCCUCCUGCAGACAGAGGGUGACACUGAAAGUAAACAGCUGCGGUCACUGCUCUGUGCUUCGGGCAGUCUUUAGUACCCAAAGAAGGAAGUCUUGGAGCCACCUCUCGGAGGUCUGUACACUGUAGAGCUCCUGUGCUCUGCAGAGGCCCAAAUCUCUCGCUUUGGGACACCAGACACAGCACAACUUCUUGACUUGGGUAGAUCAAUCGAUGUGUACGUUGUAGUUGGUGUUUGACAGUGAGGUUUCUGAUGGAUUGUGCCAGGGUGGAAUUCAGCCAGAAUAAUCAUUCCCUUAAAGUGAAUAAAAUUGUGUCCAGCACAGCCCAUUUUUUUACUUACCCCAGCAGCAUGGGGGGGUUGCAGGAGAAGGGGGGUCCCCACAGUCCCCCCGCUUGGCUCCCAGCACAGCGCUGCCCGGGCUCCAAGGGAAGGGCCUCUGCGCAGGCAAUAAAGCAGCAACGCGCCGACCGCAGAGCCCUAUUUCUAGGGGAAGAAAAAUCCAUUGGAUUAGCUGUUGUGCCCAAAGGGCAAAGCCGCGUCUGCAUCAGACAAACGAGGACAGUUACGAGCGUGCUAGUUGUAGCCUGCCAGCACCAAACAUGUCUGGGAGAGGGUUGGUCAUGUUACAGGCAUGAAGGGUAAAAGAAAAGCCAAGAAAUAAACAAAACACACCACGUAUUUAAAGAGCAGCGCAGUGGUGCUGUGUCAGAGGUGUUUUGCCAAAAAAUCCCUCACCAGCAAUAAAAGCUUUUGUGAAUUUU
Molecule: messenger RNA, 2405 nt
Organism: Columba livia (rock pigeon)
Lineage: Eukaryota; Metazoa; Chordata; Aves; Columbiformes; Columbidae
Gene: MTNAP1
Product: mitochondrial nucleoid associated protein 1
Exons: 4
Coding region: 48-1490 (480 amino acids)
Biological process (GO): proton motive force-driven mitochondrial ATP synthesis
Molecular function (GO): proton-transporting ATP synthase activity, rotational mechanism
Source: RefSeq, a predicted model, not a curated record